CUUCCCAUUUAAACUAUUAAAAGGCUUUUCAUGGCUCUUAAGGCCAUGAAAGAAAACUCUUCUUCUUCUUCUUCUUCUUCUUCUUCUUCUUCUCAACAAUGGAAAUAUGAUGUUUUUCUUAGCUUUAGGGGUGAAGAUACCCGUAAGAAUUUUAUCAGUCAUUUGUGCAAAGAGUUUCGUCAAAAAGGAAUCAUAAUAUUCAAGGAUGAUCGAGAACUUGAGAAAGGGGAAACUAUUUCUCAAGAACUCCUCAAAGCAAUUGAAAGCUCCAAAAUUUCUCUUGUCAUCUUUUCAAAAAAUUACGCUUCUUCAACAUGGUGUUUGGAUGAACUCGUAAAAAUUUUAGAAUGCAAGAACUCUGGCAACCAAAUAGUUUUGCCCAUUUUCUAUGAUGUGAAUCCAUCAGAAGUUCGAAAACAGAAGGGGAGUAUUGAAAAUGACUUUGAACAUUAUCAGCAGAACGACGAGAGGGUGCAACGGUGGAGACUUGCUAUGACUCAAGUGGCCAAUCUUUCUGGAUGGAAUUUACAAGACAGGGAGGAGUCAGAGUUUAUUCAGGAUAUCACUAAAGAUGUACUUAACGAAUUGGAAAGAUUUAGUCAUAGCAUAGCCAAGGAUUUUGUUGGAAUGGAUUCACGAUUAGAGAAAAUGAGAUUGUGUAUCAAUAUAGAGGAGCUAAAUAAUGUCAAAACGGUAGGUAUUUGUGGGAUGGGUGGCAUUGGAAAAACAACUAUUGCUAGUGUCACCUACAAGGAAAUGCAAUGCCAAUUUGAGGGUAGUGCUUUUCUUGCGGAUGUUAGAGAAACUUCAAGAAAAUAUGGUUUGUUCACUUUACAAAGACGACUUUUAUGUGCAACAUUGAUGGAAAGAGACAUAGAUGUGUACGAUGAAUACAAUGGAGUUUAUCACAUAAAAAAUAGGCUAUCUCGGAAGAAGGUUUUGGUCAUUCUUGAUGAUGUUGAUGAGUUAGAGCAAUUAGAAUUAUUAGUUGGAAAAAAAGAUGAAAACUGGUUUGGAGUUGGAAGUAGAAUCAUAAUAACGACUAGGGAUGAACAUUUGUUGAUCCAACAUGAAGUAGAUCAAAUAUAUAGGGUUGGGGAGUUAAAUCAUCAUGAAGCCCUUCAACUCUUUUGCUUGAAAGCCUUUAAGAAAGAUUGUCCACCACAAGAUUACAUGGAGCUAUCCAACAAAGCUGUAAGCUAUGCAGGUGGCCUCCCAUUAGCGCUUAAUGUUUUGGGUUCCUCCUUGUUUGCUAGAUCUGUGAAAGAAUGGAACAGUGCAUUGAAGAGGUUGAAAAAAAUUCCCAAUGAAAAAAUUCUAAGUAAGCUUGAAAUAAGUUUUGAUGGAUUGGAGGAAAUACAAAAAAAAAUAUUUCUUGACAUCGCAUGCUUUUUCAAAGGAAAAAUGAAACGUUAUGUGAUGAAAGUACUGGAAAGUGGUGGAUUAUACCCAGAUAUUGGUAUAAGGGAGCUUAUCGAUAAAUCUCUCAUAACUAUUUCAGACAACCGUGUGUGGAUGCAUGAUUUGCUUGAAGAAAUGGGUCAAGAAAUUGUUCAUCGAGAAUGUCGAGAAGAGCCUGGACGACGUAGUAGACUAUGGCUUUAUAAGGAUGUCUGUCACAUCUUAAUGAAUGAUACGGGAACAAAUCUAAUUGAAGGUGUAGUCCUGGAUUAUAUGUUUGAUCAAGGAUACAGAUACAUGAGUUCUAAAGCCUUCUUGAAGAUGAAAGCUCUCAGAUUGCUCAUACUUCGCAAUUUAAAACUCUCCAAAGACAUUGAAUAUCUUUCCAAUGAAUUAAGGUACUUGGAAUGGCGUGGGUAUCCUUUCAAAUCUUUGCCACAAACUUUUCAACCAGAUCAACUUGUUGAGCUCCAUUUGUCUUAUAGCAGAAUUGAACAAUUAUGGAAGGGAGUAAGACCUUUAAAGUUGUUGAAGAUAAUUGAUCUUAGUUACUCCAAAAAUUUAAUCAAGACACCCGACUUUAGAGAGAUCCCAUACCUUGAAGAGUUGAUACUUGAAUGUUGUACAGGAUUACUUGAAGUACACCAUUCUAUUGGACUUCUAGAAAGGCUUGUUUUACUGAACAUGAAGAAUUGCAAAAGCCUUACAGCUCUUCCAAGUAGCCUGUGUAAUUUGAAGUCUCUUAAAGUUUUUAUAUUGAGUGGCUGCUCAAAUCUUGAAGAAAUUCCAGAUAACAUAGGGGAUAUGACAUCUGUGGAUGUGUUUGAAAUAGCAGGAAUCGGUUCAACAUCAUUGCCAUUAGCUCAGCCAUGGGAUUGUCUUUGCCCUUGGUGGCCAAUGCCUAAGAAACCUACACCUGCCAUGUCCUUUGAGUUGCCUUCUUUAAGAGGCUUUUGCAUUCUUAGGAGACUUAAUCUAAGUCAUUGCGGUCUUACGGAUGCAAUGAUUCCUUAUGAUCUAAGUUGUUUCCCAUUUUUACAACAUCUAGAUCUAAGCGGAAAUGAUUUUGUAAGCAUGCCUGAAAGCAUUAGUCAACUCUCUAAACUCUUAGCUGUUCGUUUUAGCAAUUGUAAGAGGAUUCGAUCAUUUCCAAAUAAUCUUCCUUCGGGUCUCAAACAUCUUAGCAUGGAGGGUUGCUCUUUCUUGGAAACUUCACUAACUACAAGCAUAAGUAGAAAUUUUAAACUUGAAAACCUUCACUUCGUUGAUUGCAAGAAGCUUCAGUCCUUGCGUGAUCUUUCAUCAACCGUUUUACAACUUAGUGCGGAAUGUCUAACUACACAGGAAAGUAUUCCAAAUCCAUUUGAAGCAAGCACUUCAAGAACUUCAUCGUUCGCCCUUAUAAAAUGGGUAAGGUUGAUUGAGAUUCAAGGCCAAAAUCGUAGGCCACUUGCAAGGCUAAUGAGUUACAUGCAUUUCUUAUUGGUGCACAACUCUCUCUCUCUGGGACUCUUUAGUGCAAACACCCUUGUAUCAUUGUGUUUAGCCUCAAGUGAAGUUCCUGUGUGGUUCAACAAUCAAGGCUCGGGGUCUUCAUUAGAAGUGCAGCUACCUCCUUAUUGGUUGAAUUACGGAUGGGGAGGAUUCUGUUUAUCUGGAGUUUUUAGAUUCCAUCAUGAUCAGCCUCCUUCAGUGGAUACUUGUACUGUUGUGUGUGACUUGCAUGCAUACAAUUUGCCGUCGGAACAAAGUUUGUUUCUAGGUCGCUUUACGAUGGAAAUCGCUCAAGAUUUAUGCAUCACUUCUGAUCAACUUUGGAUUAGCUUUGUGCCUCCUAGCUCCAUAACUUGUCUAGAUCAGUUGGAAGGAUGUAAUCAACUUAAGGCGUCAUUUUUUUCUGACCAGUUAGAGGUCAAGAAUUGUGGACUUCGUCUAUUAUAUUAUGACGAUGAAGACGUUGUUGACAUUUUAACGUGUGGAUACUUGUACUGUUGUGUGUGACUUGCAUGCAUACAAUUUGCCGUCGGAACAAAGUUUGUUUCUAGGUCGCUUUACGAUGGAAAUCGCUCAAGAUUUAUGCAUCACUUCUGAUCAACUUUGGAUUAGCUUUGUGCCUCCUAGCUCCAUAACUUGUCUAGAUCAGUUGGAAGGAUGUAAUCAACUUAAGGCGUCAUUUUUUUUCUGACCAGUUAGAGGUCAAGAAUUGUGGACUUCGUCUAUUAUAUUAUGACGAUGAAGACGUUGUUGACAUUUUAACGUGUGGAUAUUUGCAUUUAUUUACCGUUGUUGACAAAUAUUGGUAAUUAUAUUCUUUAUAAUUCUUUCCUUUGGUCA
This is a messenger RNA of Hevea brasiliensis (rubber tree), 3735 nucleotides long. RefSeq names its product disease resistance protein RUN1. The record is from RefSeq and is a predicted model, not a curated record. Lineage: Eukaryota; Viridiplantae; Streptophyta; Magnoliopsida; Malpighiales; Euphorbiaceae. Bases 31 to 3402 code for a protein of 1123 amino acids. The transcript has 5 exons. Gene Ontology annotation, molecular function: ADP binding; protein binding. Gene Ontology annotation, biological process: defense response; signal transduction.